CCGCACUCACCCUGGCGCCCUGCUCACCUUCUCUUCCCAUCUCCCAAUCGCUCACUGUUUGCUUGUCUCCCAGGGACCCUUGUGCUGCUGCUGGAGAGCAACGGAGCCGAGCUGGCCGGGGGUCAGCAUGAGGGGGAUUCCGCGGCUGCUGCUGGUCACAGCUCUCCUGUCCUGCUGGAGCCAACCCCUGGCAGGAGCCAACUCAUGGUGGUCAUUAGCACUGAACCCUGUGCAAAGACCAGAAAUGUACAUAAUCGGAGCUCAACCCCUGUGCAGCCAGCUGACUGGACUUUCCCCUGGGCAGAGGAAGCUGUGCCAACUGUACCAGGAUCAUAUGGUAUACAUUGGAGACGGUGCUAAGACAGGCAUCAAGGAGUGCCAGCAUCAAUUCAAACAGAGGCGGUGGAACUGCAGCACUGUGGAUAAUAACUCCGUGUUUGGCAGAGUCAUGCAAAUAGGAAGCAGAGAGGCAGCCUUCACAUAUGCCAUCAGCGCGGCUGGAGUAGUAAACGCCAUAAGCCGUGCUUGCCGUGAAGGAGAAUUGUCAACUUGUGGCUGCAGCCGAACCCCUCGUCCCAAGGACCUGCCUCGGGAUUGGCUAUGGGGAGGAUGUGGGGACAACGUGGAAUAUGGUUACAGAUUUGCCAAGGAGUUUGUAGAUGCACGUGAGAGAGAGAAAAACUAUCCAAAGGGGUCAGAGGACCAGGCACGAGCGCUUAUGAAUCUUCAAAACAAUGAGGCAGGACGCAGGGCAGUGUAUAAACUGGCUGAUGUUGCCUGCAAAUGCCACGGUGUAUCGGGAUCCUGCAGCCUGAAGACCUGCUGGCUUCAGCUUGCCGACUUCCGCAAGGUGGGGGAAUACCUGAAGGAGAAGUACGACAGUGCAGCUUCAAUGCGUUUAAACAAACGUAACAAGCUUGAGCAAGUUAACCAACGGUUCAAUUCUCCUACUGAUGAGGAUCUAGUGUAUUUGGACACCAGCCCCGACUACUGUUUACGAAACGAGACCACUGGAUCACUAGGAACGCAAGGCCGGCUUUGCAAUAAAACAUCGGAAGGCAUGGAUGGCUGUGAGCUGAUGUGUUGUGGUCGGGGUUAUGACCAGUUUAAGACGGUACAGGUAGAACGUUGUCACUGCAAGUUUCACUGGUGCUGCUUUGUUAAAUGCAAGAAGUGUACUGAAAUUGUGGACCAAUAUGUGUGCAAAUAGCUUGCACCUACCUUAAGCACCUGAAAUACUCUGAUGCCCCCUUAUCACCACCACGCACUCAGUGCCUCUCACCCCCAUUAACUCGGAUAUUAGGGGGCAAAAUAUAUAUUUAUAGGGUAUAAAAUUAAAUAUAUAUAUGUAGAUAUAUAUAUAUUAUAUGUGUAUAAAGGAAUAGGACUUUAAGAAUGAAUACACUGUUUUUACGAAAACACAGCAAGACAUUACAGUUUGUUCAUUUAAACUACUGGUUGGACAGCUUUUUGCAAGGUCAUAAGUAAAUUGUGUAGGGUUCACUGCUGUCACAGACUGGCAAAUUGGAAGUAGCGGAACCUCUACAUGGAGGAGCCCUGCACAGCUGCUGGAGAGAGGAAUGGGAGAUCCAGCAGCCUCAAUGAUCUCUGCCCAGCACUUUUAUGUCGCCAAAAUCUCUGUUGGAAAGAUGAAAGUAACUUCAGAAGGGGACUUGGAGACAGCCAAAGCAGUGUUUGUGGCACUAAAAGACUGAGCCACAGAUUGACAGACUAUGUGCUAUGAAGCUGUAUGUUCUUUCCCAUAGACUUCUAUACCCCAAGAAUACUUUUGUUGUAUGUGGGGAUCACUACUUUUUGCCUAAACAAAAUAUUGCUCUCCCUUCGCCAGAAAGUAUAUAAAAACAGCCUAACAUCUGUAGUUAGGACACAGAUACUCCAACAUUUAAAACAGUAUAGCAUGUUGCCAUGUUUAGUUAUUUGAGUAUCUAUUUGCAUACAUAUCCUCUUUAGAAUCGGCACUACUGGAAACUUGCUAUUUCUCUGUAUACAUUUACAUCUGUAGCAAAGAAUAAUAUCAUUGUGUAAUAACAGGGCUUAUAUGAAAAGUAGGAGACACACAGAAUAACAAGAAGCCGGAUACACAUUGUUUUAGACGCACAGGUUUUUUUUUUUUUUAUAAAUGCAUAGUUAUUGGUUAAAUAAUUCAAAACGUUAGGAGCCAGAUGUAAAACGUUAGGAGCAGUGGCGCCAGGAUUUGUCAAGCCGUGGUGUAAUACAUAUUGCAGUGAAUAAUAAUAUCACUGUUCAUCUAUGAUGCUAAAAAUACUACACCAAAAAACACUCAAUAUUCCUUCGCAAGCAACUCAUAGUUAUGCAUAUUCUUAACUAUCCACAGAUAAUUUAAAUUUCAGUUUUCUUAAAAGUCAACAAAAUACAGCAUUGCUUUUAGAAGCCACACUAACAUUUUAGCAAUCAGAAUGUGCAAAUAUUCAUACACAUGGGCUGAGGCGCAGUGGGUGAAGUCUCCACUGUACUCACAAUUGUAGAAGUCCGGCCCCUACUGAUAUAUAUUGAUUGAAUUAUGCAGAUUUAAAUGUUUAUACAUAGCUGUGUAUUUAUGUGUGUAUAUAUGUACAGGGUGAAAAGUCCAGAGAUUGAUGAGUGGGCGUAUUGCUCAAAAUUUGUCAAUCAGAUUCUACUUACACCCCUGUACAUACAAUUCAUUAUAUAAAUCAAAAUAAUUUAUAAGACAUGAUGUAUUUCUGUUCCUGUGACAUUCUGUUUUUUAAGUACAUCAAUAGCUUUAAUUAAGUCGGGCUUUUCAAUGGAAAGAUCUGCAAUGCUUAUUACUGCUAUACAAUUCAGCUUUUGGAAGGGCUCUGUAGUCAUCCCAUAACUAACAGAAACGGCAAUAUUAUAAGAAAUGUAACCCCUUAGCUUACGGAUAUGAUAACAAUAGACUGUAGAUCUUUUUAAGGUACUUCUGGCACAGCUAGGGUUAAGCCCAUCACGUGUUCAUUCAUUUGUAAUUUUGGAUUUGCUAUUUAUUUCCACCAAGUUCAUUUUUUUUUCUCUCCCCCCACAAUAUUGAGAAAAUAAAAUAAACCUUUUUCUCUGUGUCUAGAGGUACAUGUCUGAACAUCUGUGCAACAGCACGUGUGUAAAUAUUGUAAGAACCGCCUUCUUUCCUCUGAUGGGGUCAUCAAGAGGUUCGUUGUAAAGGUCAUUUCUAUGCUUUGUAUGUAUGAAAAUAAUGUAUCUUAAAAGAUUUAACACAAAAAAAACAAACUUAAGAAUCUA
Bombina bombina (fire-bellied toad) is the source of this 3261-nucleotide messenger RNA. It is a transcript of the gene WNT5B, whose product is annotated as Wnt family member 5B. Gene Ontology annotation, cellular component: extracellular region. The record is from RefSeq and is a predicted model, not a curated record. Lineage: Eukaryota; Metazoa; Chordata; Amphibia; Anura; Bombinatoridae. Gene Ontology annotation, molecular function: cytokine activity; frizzled binding. Gene Ontology annotation, biological process: neuron differentiation; multicellular organism development; cell fate commitment. Bases 128 to 1210 code for a protein of 360 amino acids. The transcript has 4 exons.